Molecule: messenger RNA, 147 nt
Organism: Racocetra persica
Lineage: Eukaryota; Fungi; Glomeromycota; Glomeromycetes; Diversisporales; Gigasporaceae
Source: the annotation of a GenBank genome assembly
AUGUUCAAAAUUUAUCAGAACUCAAUAGCUAUUACUCAAUUUUACCAUCAUCCUGAUAUUUUUGAAACUAUGACUGCAAAUCCUAAAUGGCCUGAAAUUAUCAAUAAGUUAUUACCAAAUCAAAUGUCAUCAGAUUGUUCAGACCUG